AUGUCGGAGAUAUCGUUGUAUACGCCACUCAUUGCAGGGCAGCUGUAUGAGAGUGAGGGACUCAACCCCGGAAUCGAUCCCUUCGAGGAGCAUGCUCCGCCUGUCGGACAUUCUGAGGUCUUUCAGUGCCCUGAGUGCAGAGGAUUGACUGCGGACUGUGGGUUGUGUUACUCCAAUAAUCAGGCGACCCUACGAGACAUUUGCUCUAGAUGCACCUUCGCUUCUGGCACGUCAUCGUGCACCAAGAGUUCAUCCCAGUCCAUCUCCCCGAGCAAGGACUCGGUCUUUGGCACGCCAGAGUAUAAUCCACAAGAUCUACUCGUCACAGCCUCAGCAGAUGAAGAUUGCAUUCCCAGCUCGAGCCGUGUUGUGGAUGACAACGACACAGGUCCAAGCACAUCGUAUAGUGUCAGGAAAACAUCACGCAAAUUUAGUAGAUAUCGAAGGCGGACAUCCACGUCUGUAUCUCCGAUGCCACUGUCCAGAGUCAUAAAGCUGGCGGCCUCCUUCUUUUUCAUCUACAGUGCCAUGAAUUCCAUUUCGGAAUACGUCACAUCCCUUUUGCCGGACAGCUUAGGAGACGAGUCCUUGUUCCUGUUGCAAACAACAUUAUGCGCUUCGACCCUGGCGGCUCCAAGCAUUGUGUCAGUCCUAGGAGAACUGCGGGCCAUGAUGUUGGGCGGAACAACUCACGUCAUAUACCUAGCAGUUUUGAUGCAGCCCUCGCGGUCCUUCGUGUUAGGGGCCAGUGCCCUGUGUGGGUUUGGAGCUAGUGCAUCCUGGGUAGCUCAAGGAACUUACCUCACUCGGUGCUCACCUCCCGAGAAGAGGGGCCUUUUCACCGGUGUAUUCUGGGGGAUAUACUACGUUGCUGAUAUAGUGGGCAACCUGACUGCAUAUACUUUGUUCAAGUACCUCUCUCAAAAUACCAUGUUUGCCAUGGGUGCUUGCUCGGCCUUGGUGGGUGUCCUGCUUCUCCUGUUCAUGGAGGAGAGAGAUAGCACCCUCGGGGAAAUGGGUGCCAGUGGCGGCAGCAAUGCCAAUUCCGGCUCAGACACGGGAGAAGAAAGCCUGACGUUUGGAACUUGUGAAAGGUGUGGAAAUCCCCCCAAAAUGGAGGUGCUGCAGGUGUGCAGAAGGUCAAGCUGGGGGGGCCUGUUGCUCUUUCUUCUGUUGACACCGAUGCUCUUCUAUGCCGGAUGUGAGUCGGCUUUCUGGACCGGAGAGUACACGAAGCUACUUCCUACCAACACAAUCGGCUUGGUGUUGCUUUGCACUGGACUGGGACAGUUCCUUGGAUCGUUUUUAUUAGGCUGGUUGUCAGAUUUUUUCCACUGUCAUACGCCAACAUUCCUGGUUGGAGUGUUGGCUAGUGCUACGGGACUACUCACAUGCCUGCCACUGCAAAAGGCCUCGGAAGAAGGUUAUGUUCCAACUCAGCCUUGCAUUCUGGGCACACCGGUGAUAGCAUUUCUCGGAGCCUUCAGCUUUGGAGUGGCAGACGGAGUUCUUACGACUCACUCCUAUGCUAUUACAGGAAGGAUUUUCCCAGGAAGGAAGCCAGAGAUCUGGGCGGUCUUUAAUCUUCUAAGCAAUGGAGGGGCAGCUUCCACGUACUGGUUUGGAAUGAUUUUCCCUGUGUUGCAAGGAGGAAUCGUAAUUCAACUCUGGGCCCAGGCUUUGAUUCUCACAGUGGGCACUCCAUUGUACAUCAUCGUGGAUAUAUGGUCUGCGAGUCAAGCAACAUUGCAGAUGCAUAUGUUUCGUAGAAAAAGGACGAGAAGACACCGCGUCGAGCAGAGCCUAAUGUUGAAUUAA
Marchantia polymorpha subsp. ruderalis is the source of this 1818-nucleotide messenger RNA. The record is from the annotation of a GenBank genome assembly. Lineage: Eukaryota; Viridiplantae; Streptophyta; Marchantiopsida; Marchantiales; Marchantiaceae.